Messenger RNA from Aspergillus eucalypticola CBS 122712, 766 nucleotides. Its product is annotated as kinetochore subunit FTA4 family protein. The coding region runs from base 45 to 749 and encodes 234 amino acids. The transcript is spliced from 4 exons. The record is from RefSeq and is a predicted model, not a curated record. Gene Ontology annotation, cellular component: Mis6-Sim4 complex. NCBI's taxonomy places the organism in Eukaryota, Fungi, Ascomycota, Eurotiomycetes, Eurotiales, Aspergillaceae.
CUCUUUUAUCCUCUGAGCCGAUCAGAAUCCCUCACUAUGGAGUCAUGGAAUCUACUCGUACCAUCUCCGAGUUGAAGUCGUCAUUUAUCAGGGCGCAAGUCCGAAUACUAUCCGAAGGCCUUGAGCCGCCCGAAGAUUGGCGAAAUUAUGCCGCUGAGACCGAAGAGGAUGAUCUUAGUGAUAAGGUGGUCGGUGAUGUUCUGCAAAAGUUAAACGCCGCUUUGAAACAACACAGUCGCAUCGUCUAUUCCUCCCAAGCGGUUCAACAUGUCGCCCAGCAAAUCACCAGCCUAUACUGGUCGUCGGUGACCCAGGCAAUACACAACCCAGGGUCUCUGAUAAAAGGGGUGGAGAGAUCGGUGGAUCUGUCCAGUCAUAUGAAUAUCGCGCAACUCCCAUUGGAGCUAGAAGACCAAUCCGCGAGCGAAGAACAGCGAGCUAGAUACCAAGAACUACGGGAGCGUCUUACGGACCUGGAUCGUUUACGGCAACAACGACAACGGCGCCUGGAUCAAUUACGACAGCUGCAGCAAUUACUGGAGCCGUUCCGAGAACCGCAGAAGCAUAUCCAGCCUAAUCUGGUGACGAGAGAUGGCGAGCUAGUCCAGGAGUUAGAUAAGAUGAGGAUGCUGGUUGCGCGAGUUGGCGGCCGAGUCGAACAGGGGAAAAAGAAACUGGGCGCUCAGGAGCAGGACAAGCCGUAUCUGGGGUGCGACCAGAAACUAGAUGCCUUAUUGGACAUGACGUGAUGACAAAUAGAGAGAAA